Dinoponera quadriceps is the source of this 252-nucleotide messenger RNA. Its product is annotated as odorant receptor 43a-like. Lineage: Eukaryota; Metazoa; Arthropoda; Insecta; Hymenoptera; Formicidae. The transcript has 3 exons. Gene Ontology annotation, cellular component: plasma membrane. The coding region runs from base 1 to 252 and encodes 83 amino acids. Gene Ontology annotation, molecular function: olfactory receptor activity; odorant binding. The record is from RefSeq and is a predicted model, not a curated record. Gene Ontology annotation, biological process: detection of chemical stimulus involved in sensory perception of smell; sensory perception of smell.
AUGUGUCUUUAUUGUGCCGCUGGUAAAAUUCUCGUAACACAAUCUGAAAGAAUACACCGUGCUACUUAUGAAUAUGCAUGGUACAAUAUAGAACCGAGAGCAGCAAAGAAAUUAAUGCUAAUUAUGCUUUGCUCGAAAAAAUCACUGCAUAUUACGGCUGGAAAAACAUUUCCCAUGACGAUGGCAACAUUAUGCAAUUUGAUGAAAACAUCAGCAGGUUAUGUAUCUGUUUUACUUGCCAAUCAAAAUUGA